Microthlaspi erraticum is the source of this 2043-nucleotide messenger RNA. Lineage: Eukaryota; Viridiplantae; Streptophyta; Magnoliopsida; Brassicales; Brassicaceae. The record is from the annotation of a GenBank genome assembly.
AUGGACGCCUUAACGAAUCCAGGUCCACUUAAGGACAUUGUGCUUUAUGAUCAAGAGAAACAUGUUUCCUCUGCUGUUUGGGAUGGCCAGGAGCGAGGUGCGUUGAGGUGUCAUGAGCACACUUCAAAGCUGAGUGAGUGGAAGCUAAACGCAAAGCAGAUUCAACUGGUUGAGAGAGCCGGUUUCGGCUACUUGAGACGUAUCCCUGCCAUUAGUCUUGACAACCCUCUAAUCUCCGCGUUGGUCGAGCGAUGGAGAAGAGAGACCAACACAUUCCACUUCACCGUUGGGGAAAUGACUGUGACUCUCGAGGACAUUGCCCUGUUACUUGGAUUGGGGAUUGAUGGCAAACCUGUGAUUGGAGUAACGUACACUACUUGCUCUUCAGUAUGCGAGAGGUACUUAGGAUUGGCACCGGAUCCUAAUUACGCUAGCGGUGGGAUGGUGAAGCUUAGCUGGUUGAAAGAGAAAUUCUCUGUGUGUCCUGACGAUGCACCUUUUGAAGAUGUUGAGCACUGUACAAGAGCUUACCUUUUGUACUUAGUAGGGAGCACCAUUUUCUCUACAACCACUGGGAACAAAGUGCCUGUCAUGUAUCUUCCUCUGUUUGAGGAUUUCGAUGACGCUGGAACGUUUGCUUGGGGUGCAGCUGCUUUGGCUUUCUUGUAUAGAGCACUUGGGAAUGCUUCUGUUAAAUCCCAAAGUACUAUAUGCGGUUGCUUGACGCUGUUACAGUGUUGGAGUUACUAUCACUUAAACAUUGGAAGGCCAAAGCUGAAUCGUGAGCCAGUCCAUGAUCAUUUCCCGUUUGUGCUUAGGUGGAAGGGAAAGCAAAACGGUCCAACAGCGAACCGUGAUGUGGUCUUUUACCGGAAGGCACUGGACGUCGUGAAGCCAAUUGAUGUGGAGUGGCUGCCGUAUGAGAGCAUGGACGGUAGAUUCAUACCAGAGCAUAUUAGAAACUCUCUGCAGUUGGGAAGGUCGAAAACAAUGCUGAUAUCUUUUGACAAGGCGGAGAGACACAUGCCUGAUCGAUGCCUCAAGCAGUUUGGCUUGUUUCAAGGCAUACCGGAGGAUGUGCCAAGGUGGAUAAGAAAGUCUCGUGGAGUGGACGGAGGGGUUGACCUGUCGGUGAAGAUGGAAGCAGAGCUAAACGAAUGGGAGAUGCGUUGGGACAACAUUGUGCCUGAUGAUGUUCUUGGUGUUGAUGAGGCAGACUACAUGAGGUGGUAUCUUGGAAUCACCCGCAAAAUCGUUGGAAGGCCCAUCUCUCUCUCAAGCGAGUUUCAAAGAACGAUUUUGAAUGUGAGGGAUAUAUUGGAGCUGGCUGAGAAUUUUCCAACGCAUGAUUUGGAUCUUGAAAGAGGCAACAUGGUUUCACGGAUCAUCAGCCUUGCGCAAGAUUGCCUGAGAGAUCAAGUGGGAGUAAGUGUUGGUGGAGGGGAGACUCAGCAGCAGAUCGAACUCGGGAAGAGGAUGCGAGGUAAAGAGAGGGUGAGAAGGAAAGGGAUGGGGAAGAGAAGGAAAGGUAUUGAUCCAAUGGAAGACUAUGGAGGUAGUGAAGAUGAGUCACAGUUUGGACCUGUGGUUGAGGUUGAUCAGUUGCAUUUGCCACUUAGCCAUCACGCGGAUUCGGUCUACGAUGGAUCACAUAUGUACGACCCUGUAACCAAAGUCGAUGACAUGGAGCUUUGUGACAACAUCCCUCAGUUGCCAGACGUUCAAGACAUUAACAAGAUUGAUGGGUCAUUGCUAGACGACACAGAGAGGUCUCUUGAGGAGAGUAAGCUGCACGAAGAGAUUGGUGCAGGGAAUGUGAUGAUUGGUGAGGAGGAGACAGAGCUGCCUGAGAGCUAUGGUGUGAAGAAAGAAGAUAAAGAAUCAAAGGGUGAAGAUGGUGAUGCAGCGAAGGGUGUUAGUGAUGUGAGCGGUGAAGAAAAUGGGAACGGAGAGGAAGAAGAAGAAGAUGGAACAGACAUGGGAGAGAAUGUUGCAGAGUCGUCUUCACUUGAUAGAAGAGGAGAUAGCACUUUGUUGGCUUGA